AUGAGCGGUCUACGCGCCCAUAUCGCUGGCCGCCUGCGCAGCUCAUCGCAGUCGCUCUCCGCCGUCCCUCCCCGACAAGAAUCGCCGGACUACUCUCCAGAGCUCGCCAAGUAUGCCGCCUCCAUACUCUUUCGGUCGCCCAUUCCUUCACAGGAAAAUAGACCUGUGUAUAUUCUCAAUGCCGCCGCUCUCCCUGACACGAAAGAAGAGAAUUUCGAUUCCCUCCUGCCGUACGUGCUAGCGCGGCUCCCCGAGGAGGACGAGCUGGUGAGGGGUUUCGAAUAUGAGGUCGUAUUCUUUGCUGGUGACUCGGACGGCUCCACCACCUCAAAGAAGAAUAGGCCUGGCUGGGGCUGGUUCUUGCAGGCAUACCAUGUCUUGUCGAGGGCCAUGCGCAAGCGACUACAAAAGCUAUACAUUGUGCACGAGAAGGCGUGGGUUAGGAUCCUCACCGAAGUCUUCUCCACCAUCGUCAGCCCAAAGUUCAGAAGGAAGAUCAUACAUGCAUCUGACCUGACCAACCUUGCGCUUCACAUUCCUAUCGAAGACUUGUUGAUACCUCCCUCUACCUACCUUUAUGACCGAAGGGUUUCCGAAACCAUUUAUGCUCCGUACGCAAGCGGCCGCCGAGCUUUUGGUGCCCGCCAGCCUCUGCCCAUCAGCAGCCAAGGCACACCACGGUUACCGCGAGUGUUACGAGAAACAACAGCUUUCGUUCUGGCAGAGCAAAACAUCGGGGCUGAAGGACUAUUCCGAGUACCACCACACUCCAAGCUCCGAGAUGUGCUCAAAGAGGCGUACGACAGGGGCCAGAAAUACAUUGUCUGGAAGGACAAUGGUGCCCUUUUGCAGCUUCCUCCAUACCCGCAUGCUGAACUUCAAGACGAAAUAAUCGCCGAAAUAGAUGCCAGGGAUGCCUAUUCGGCGUUCAUGGCUGCCGCACUCAUUAAGGCCUGGUAUGCAGACCUCCGUCAGCCUAUCUUUCCACAAUCGUGUUACGGUGAGCUGAAACGGCUCUACGGCAACCCUGAUGAUAUCCCUGACCUAGAGCGACUCAAGGAGCUCUUCUCACCCGUCUCGGAGUGGUCAUUUCUUCCUGCUAUCUCGCGUGAGAUCUUGACCAAACAUUUACUGCCCACUUUAAACGCAGUCGCAGCCCGGGAAGAACAGAACAAGAUGACGGCCGAAAACUUGGCGGUCUGCAUCGCUCCCGCUCUGUUACAUGGCCCGGAUCAACUUGAAGAUGCCAAGAUGUCCUCUAUUGUGAGGAGAAUAUUCACAGAAGCAAUUGAAUUAUGGUCGCAUGGGUUGCGGGAAGCUUGUGGUGAGAAUGAGGCCGCUUUCAGAGAAUCGUUGGAGUUGCCGCGGUCUCAGAGUGACUGGGAAGAUCCUCUUGAGCGGGUGAAGGGGGCAGAAGAAGGGAGGGCGUGGGACGAGAAUCAUUCCACGGGAAUCGUCCUUCAAGACAACGAAAAGCCAGCAGAGAUACCACCUGCCUUGCCACCACGUGUCGGCAUAGCAUCGGGACGGGCUCCAAACGAUAACGCCACAAAACGCAAACCCGCCCCUCCCCUUGAAGUUCCACCUCGAUAUUCUACACUCGUUACCGACAGUCCCAUAGACGCUUCUCCUGUGUCAUACGGAGCGACUACGGACGGAUUCGCACCGCGACGAGACGAACCCAACCCCAGUGCACACUUCCCCGACGAGAAGAAAUCCGGUACGAGUUCUGGCGAUUCUUAUGCUCCUCAACUCAAGCUUCCCAAGAGGAAAUCCCUGACAGCAGAGCAGAUUGAUAACGCUGACACUGCGAUUGCGCAAGUGCAUGCACGAAAAGCAUCAGAAGAGAUGGAGGUACAGACCAGAGCUCUGAGACCGUCCGAGCUAAAGGGGUCUGCUAUGCCUUUGCCAGGUCUGGCUAAUCUUUCCAUCGCAAAAUCCGGAGCGGCAGGACCAGCACCACCUGUAAAACGUAAAGCAGUCUCUGGCGCGUACACUACAUCACAAGGAUCAUCACCAACAAAUGCCACAUCCACCGUGGCGCCUUCAACAGCAUUCCCCGCUCCCUUCAAUGACUUUCGUCGACCUAGUCUACCAGCCAGCGCAAAUCGCACCCCACAAAUUAACACGCUGGCACGUCCGGUCUUUCCAACGAACCCCACCCCUAACCGCCCCCCAUCCAAAUCGACAUCGCUUCCAGUACCUGCUCCGAAGCCAAGGACUCCGUCGCCGUCGUUGUUGCAACGAAUGCCAUCUUUCGAGACUUCCAAGAAAGAGCAAAGCCUCGCACCGCCUGAUGUUCCUCGCAGGCUGAACAUGAAGAAGACCUCUGUGGACGACCUACGGCGGUUGUAUGAGGAGAGAGCUGGGACAGCGAGCGUGUUGGUGGAGGCUGGGCGGAAGCACUCAAGCUAA
This is a messenger RNA of Paraphaeosphaeria sporulosa, 2415 nucleotides long. RefSeq lists its product as uncharacterized. The coding region runs from base 1 to 2415 and encodes 804 amino acids. The record is from RefSeq and is a predicted model, not a curated record. Gene Ontology annotation, molecular function: GTPase activator activity. Lineage: Eukaryota; Fungi; Ascomycota; Dothideomycetes; Pleosporales; Didymosphaeriaceae. The transcript has 2 exons. Gene Ontology annotation, biological process: small GTPase-mediated signal transduction. Gene Ontology annotation, cellular component: cytoplasm.